GGCCCGAGGCGUAGCCCCGAGACCCUGAGUGGUUACUGGCGAAUGGAGAAGGGAAGCCGCUGCCCUUCCCAGUUGUCGCCACCCCAGCUUCUCCCGGCUCAAAUUCGGCCUCCGAGUGACAGGAGGAGCACUUCUGUCCCUGGACCUACUUCUGAGUGUGGCAUUUGCCUGGAGGCGCGGAGGACUGACAGCCCGCCAGGGGACAGGACCUGGAAAGCGCCUGGGAAGCGGCAGUGCACAGGCGGCCUUCGGGUUGGGAGGCGAGCGCGCAGCCUGAGCUAGUAGGUUCGGAGGCUCCUGCGAGCGCCUUGUUGAUUUCUCGCAGGGACCGGGGGGCUCUCUGUUCUACAGUCGCCCCGUGUCCUCAGCCUUAUGCCCAGCAUCCUUUUGGGCGACCUCCUUGGAGCAAACCUCUGAUUCCGCUUCUCAGGAUUCCCCCUUCUCCCUUGGAAAAGCUGUCAAGGUGUCAGCCCUGAAAAGUCUGGACCUGCGGUCUCUGGGUACAGCGCUGGCAGACCUGAGAUCAGGGUGGCCCCCAUGCUCUUGCCAUGGCUCACAGGACUGGGGACUGGAAUGGUCUUCCUGCACUUCCUGCAGAAACUCCUGUUCCCUUACUUCUGGGACGACUUCCGUUUCCUGCUCAAAGUGGUGCUCAAUGGAUUUCGAGUGAAGAGACACCAACAGAGAGGGGAGCUGGUCACUGUGCUGGAUAAAUUCCUGAUCCAGGCUAAAAGGCAUCCCCAGAAACCUUUCAUCAUCUUCGAAGGAGACUCCUACACCUAUCAGGACGUGGACAGAAGGAGCAGCAGGGUGGCCCAUGUCUUCCUCAACCAUUCCUCUCUAAAGAAGGGGGACACUGUGGCUCUGCUGAUGAGCAACGAGCCGGACUUUGUCCACGUGUGGUUCGGCCUGGCCAAGCUGGGCUGCGUGGUGGCCUUCCUCAACUCCAACAUUCGCUCCGCCUCGCUCCUGAAUUGCAUCCGCACCUGCGGGCCCAAGGCCCUCGUGGUGGGCGCAGAUUUGAUUGAAACUAUAGAAGAAAUCCUUCCAGAGCUCCCCAAAGACGUCAGUGUUUGGGGGAUGAAAGACUGUGUUCCACAAGGCAUAAUUUCCCUCAAAGAAAAACUGAGCACUUCAUCGGACAAGCCUGUUCCACGCUGCCACCACCUUGUCUCAGACCUCAAGACUACUUGUCUUUAUAUUUUUACCUCUGGAACAACAGGUCUACCAAAAGCUGCUGUGAUUACUCAACUGCAGGCUAUAAAGAGUUCUGCUGGACUGUGGGCUUUUGGUUGUACUGCUGAUGACAUUGUUUAUACAACCCUUCCUCUGUAUCAUAGUGCUGGAGCUCUUGUGGGAAUUGGUGGCUGUGUUGAGUUAGGGGCCACUUGUGUGUUAAGGAAGAAAUUCUCAGCAAGCCAAUUCUGGAGCGAUUGUAAGAAGUAUAAUGUGACCGUGUUUCAGUAUAUUGGAGAACUUUGUCACUACCUUUGCAAACAGCCUAAGAGGGAAGGAGAGAAGGACCAUCAGGUGCGUCUGGCGAUUGGAAAUGGUAUACGGAGUGAUGUAUGGAGACAGUUUUUAGACAGAUUUGGAAAUAUUAAGUUGUGCGAACUUUAUGGAGCUACUGAAGGAAACAUUUGUUUCAUGAACCACACUGGGAAAAUUGGAGCAGUUGGGAGAACAAAUUUCUUUUACAGACUUUUUUUCAAAUUUGAAUUGAUAAAGUAUGAUUUUCAGAAAGAUGAACCCAUGAGAAAUGAACAGAAUUGGUGCAGUUGUGUGAAAAAAGGAGAACCCGGGCUUCUCAUUUCCCAAGUGAAUGCAAAAAGUCCCUUUUUUGGUUAUGCCGGGCCUUACAAGCAUACACAAAAAAAAUUGCUUUUUGAUGUUUUUAAGAAGGGAGAUGUUUACUUUAACACGGGAGACCUGAUGGUCCAAGAUCAGGAUUUCCUUUACUUUUGGGACCGUAUCGGAGAUACUUUCAGAUGGAAAGGAGAGAACGUUGCAACCACAGAGGUUGCUGAAGUUAUUGGAAAAUUGGAUUUCAUACAGGAAGUGAACGUCUAUGGUGUGUCUGUGUCAGGUUAUGAAGGAAAAGCAGGGAUGGCAUCUAUCAUUUUAAAACCACAUAAGUCUUUAGAUUUGAAAAAAUUUUAUGAACAAGUUGUAGCAUCUCUACCAGCUUAUGCCUGCCCAAGAUUUUUAAGAAUUCAGGAAAAAAUGGAAAUGACAGGGACAUUUAAACUACAGAAGUAUCAACUGGUAGAAGAUGGAUUUAAUCCACUGCAGAUUUCUGAUCCACUGUACCUCAUGGAUAACUUGGAGAAGUCUUAUGUUCCAUUGACCAAGGAACUUUAUGAUCAAAUAAUGUUAGGAGAGAUUAAACUUUAAGUUUUGUAUAU
Molecule: messenger RNA, 2405 nt
Organism: Nycticebus coucang (slow loris)
Lineage: Eukaryota; Metazoa; Chordata; Mammalia; Primates; Lorisidae
Gene: SLC27A6
Product: solute carrier family 27 member 6
Exons: 10
Coding region: 538-2394 (618 amino acids)
Molecular function (GO): long-chain fatty acid transmembrane transporter activity; long-chain fatty acid-CoA ligase activity
Source: RefSeq, a predicted model, not a curated record